Linum tenue is the source of this 402-nucleotide messenger RNA. NCBI's taxonomy places the organism in Eukaryota, Viridiplantae, Streptophyta, Magnoliopsida, Malpighiales, Linaceae. The record is from the annotation of a GenBank genome assembly.
AUGCCAUCCGCCAUGGAAGUGGAAGCCGAGGUCCAGAAACAGGGCUCCUUCGCCAUUGAACGCCUAGAGGGGACAUGGAGGAGAAGCAAAGGAGGACGCCUCGGGGUAGUGCCGGGAGGCGAGCGGAGGGAGCGGCGGAGGAAUCGGAGUGUUGGAGGGAGGAGAGGCAGGCGCGCGACUUUGGAGCAGAGCGGAGUAUGCAUGGCGUCGGCGAUGGAUGGGGAGGGAAAACUGGUGACUGGUGAGAGAGGUUGGUGGAGGGAGAAGGAGGAGGAAAGAGGUUGGUGGAGGUCGGCGAUGGUUUUUUGUUUUAUGAAUGGAAGAGGAGGAGGAAGAGGAGGCGUCGGAGCGGAAGAAGAAGAAGAAGAAGAAGAAGAAGAAGAAGAAGAAGAAGAAGGGUAG